UUUUAACACUUUUCCCUGUUCAAUCCUCCCCUUCCAGUCUCAUAGACAGUAACACUCUGUCUACCAUAAAGCCAGAGCACACCUCCAUACCCUUCAUCGGACUGAGAUUGGGACCGACUUGGGAAAGCUUUGAAACUACUCCUCUCUCUCUCUCUCUCUCGUUGUUUGUCGAAGAAGGAGAAGGAAGUAGUUAGAGAAGGACUAUAAGAAAAUGAACUGAGAAAGACAAGUCUCCUUCCAUCAAAAGGCAAACCAGUUUCUUGAAGACAAGACCAUCUCACCAAACCCCAAUUAAAGAAAUUAAGCUUAAUACAACCAACCCAAGUUUCUUUUUUUCUCUCUCAUGUUGCUCAUUUCUUUCUCUAUAUUUCCGUCUCUCUCCCAUUUCUUCUCCCACCCCACCUCUGUGCCUCUCUCUCUCAUGCAGCCACCUCGCCGCAGAGGACCUCUGCUAUUUUCCGAUACAGGAGCGAUGAAAGGCCGCAAGAACAACAACCUCUCCGUAGUCGUUGUCGUAUUUUCGGUAUUCCUGUUCGGGGUCUUCAUGUAUAACGAAGACGUGAAGUCCAUUGCAGAGUUUCCAUUCUCAAGGCCUAAACAAGAAAUCCAAGAAGAACCGUCCAAACCAACCGUGACCCCCCAUCAAGAAACUAACAACAAGGACGACGUUGGCAAUGGAGUUUCGGUUUCGAUGAAGUCGAGAACUAAACUCGAAAAAUCCCAGGAAAAUAAAUCCGGGGAGAAACAGGACACGGUUGUCGAUUUGAACUCGAUAUUAGGAAAGGAAGAGGAGCAAAAGAUCGAAUUUCCGGUUGUUGAGGAAGAUGAUGAAGAUGUCGAAUUGCCACCAGAAGAGUGCGAUUUGUUUACAGGAGACUGGGUUUUCGAUAACGUCACCCAUCCUCUGUACAAAGAAGAUGAAUGCGAGUUUCUGACGGCCCAAGUGACUUGCAUGAGGAACGGGAGAAAGGACUCUAUGUAUCAGAACUGGAAGUGGAAGCCCAGAGAUUGUUCUUUGCCAAAGUUCAAAGCAAGAUUGCUGCUUGAGAAGCUCAGAGGAAAGAGGCUUAUGUUUGUAGGAGACUCAUUGAAUAGGAAUCAGUGGGAGUCCAUGGUUUGUUUGGUUCAAUCUGCUGUUCCUGCAGGCAGGAAGAGCUUGAAGAAAUCUGGCUCCCUUUCUGUUUUCAGAAUCGAGGGCUAUAAUGCUACAGUGGAGUUUUAUUGGGCUCCAUUUUUAGUUGAGUCAAAUUCAGACGAUCCAAAUAUGCACAGCAUAUUGAAUCGUAUAAUCAUGCCUGAAUCAAUCAAGAAGCAUGGAGUUAAUUGGAAGAGCGUAGACUACCUGAUCUUCAACACGUACAUCUGGUGGAUGAACACUUUCAACAUGAAAGUUCUGCGAGGAUCGUUCGAUGAAGGGUCCACAGAGUACGAUGAGAUCGCACGGCCAGCAGCGUAUGCAAGAGUUUUGAGGACGUGGGCUCAUUGGGUGGACCAAAAUAUAGAUCCUAAACGGACAAUGGUCUUCUUCAGCAGCAUGUCUCCUCUGCAUAUCAAGAGCGAGGACUGGAACAACCCGGAUGGCAUAAAGUGUGCUAAGGAGACCACCCCAGUUCUAAACAUGUCCACCCACUUGGAAGUAGGCACGGAUCGAAGGCUUCUUGUUAUUGCAAGCAAUGUGACAAAAUCAAUGAAAGUAGGCGUCCACUUCAUAAACAUCACCACCCUUUCUGAGUACCGAAAAGAUGCACACACCUCGGUCCACACCAUCCGUCAAGGCAAGAUGCUAACAAAAGAACAACAGGCUGACCCGGCCACCUAUGCAGAUUGCAUCCAUUGGUGUCUUCCCGGGUUGCCCGACACAUGGAACGAGUUCCUCUACACACGUAUUAUCUCAAAAUCUUGACGUGCAAAUUCAUAACUAUUGUCCAUCCAUUAAUUUUUUUGUUGGGUUCACUCCCAUCUCAGUUUUUGUUCCCCUUGUAAGCCCAUGUAAUUUCCCUUCAAUUUACUCCUUUAGCUUUCUAGGGCCUUGAUUCUAGGGUUGAACCAUUGAAUUUUUUGGGUUCUGCUCAUUUGGUAGGUGGGAGUUAAGCAUGCCAGAUUUCUGCCAACUAGGCAAAAUUUGCCUAAGAGAGACCAAAAAAUGGGCAGUUGACACACCUAUCGGAAUUGUUCAAUGCAUACCAAAGAAAAUAAAAUAACUACAAAUUGUAUGUAAA
This is a messenger RNA of Alnus glutinosa, 2219 nucleotides long. RefSeq names its product xylan O-acetyltransferase 1-like. The record is from RefSeq and is a predicted model, not a curated record. Lineage: Eukaryota; Viridiplantae; Streptophyta; Magnoliopsida; Fagales; Betulaceae. The transcript is spliced from 5 exons. Bases 344 to 1903 code for a protein of 519 amino acids. Gene Ontology annotation, cellular component: Golgi apparatus. Gene Ontology annotation, molecular function: O-acetyltransferase activity.